This is a messenger RNA of Aspergillus nidulans FGSC A4, 1729 nucleotides long. Its product is annotated as NADH-quinone oxidoreductase subunit ndiA. Gene Ontology annotation, molecular function: NADH dehydrogenase (ubiquinone) activity; 4 iron, 4 sulfur cluster binding; NAD binding. Gene Ontology annotation, biological process: proton transmembrane transport. Lineage: Eukaryota; Fungi; Ascomycota; Eurotiomycetes; Eurotiales; Aspergillaceae. Bases 66 to 1559 code for a protein of 497 amino acids. Gene Ontology annotation, cellular component: respiratory chain complex I; mitochondrial inner membrane; mitochondrion. The record is from RefSeq and is a predicted model, not a curated record. The transcript has 3 exons.
CGACCCCCUCGUGUCGUGCUUCUCCUUCUCAUAUUCUCCCCGACAGCCAUUGGGCCAUCGUCACCAUGAUAUCUCGAGCGGCGGCUCCUUCGUCUACUCCUCUCGCCUCCCUUUCCUCCCGCUCCCUCCGACUCCAGGCUCCGGCCGCCCGCUCUUUCGCAACCGUUUCGGACAAUGCUCCCCCCGUACACCACCACGGCGGUCUGAAGGACCAGGACCGGAUUUUCACGAAUCUUUACGGACACCAUGGCGCCGACUUGAAGUCAGCCAUGAAGUACGGAGACUGGUACAGGACUAAGGAUAUCGUGUUGAAGGGUCAUGACUGGCUCAUCUCAGAACUCAAGGCCUCUGGCCUGCGUGGUCGUGGCGGUGCUGGUUUUCCCUCUGGACUGAAAUACUCUUUCAUGAACUUCAAAGACUGGGACAAGGACCCUCGGCCCCGGUAUCUGGUCGUCAACGCUGAUGAGGGUGAACCCGGAACCUGCAAGGACCGCGAGAUUAUGCGCAAGGACCCCCAAAAGCUGAUCGAGGGCUGUCUGGUUGUCGGCCGUGCCAUGAACGCCAACGCCGCCUACAUCUACAUUCGUGGCGAAUUUUACCACGAAGCCACUGUCCUCCAGCAAGCCAUUAACGAGGCUUACCAAGCCGGCCUAAUUGGCAAAAACGCCUGUGGAACUGGCUACGACUUUGACGUAUUCAUCCAUCGCGGAAUGGGCGCCUAUGUCUGUGGCGAGGAAACCUCGCUCAUCGAGUCCCUCGAGGGCAAGGCUGGCAAGCCGCGCCUCAAGCCCCCGUUCCCCGCUGCCGUAGGUCUCUUCGGCUGCCCCAGCACUGUUACCAACGUUGAGACUGUUGCCGUCACACCAACCAUCAUGCGCCGAGGCGCCAGCUGGUUCGCCGGCUUUGGGCGCGAGCGCAAUGCGGGUACGAAGCUCUUCUGUAUCUCCGGCCACGUCAACAACCCCUGCACCGUCGAGGAGGAAAUGUCCAUCCCGCUCCGUGAACUGAUUGACCGCCACUGCGGUGGCGUCCGAGGCGGCUGGGACAACCUCAAGGCCGUCAUUCCUGGCGGUUCUUCCACCCCUAUCAUCCCCAAGUCCGUCUGUGACGACCAGCUCAUGGACUUCGAUGCCCUCAAGGACUCGCAAACUGGUCUUGGUACCGCCGCCGUUAUUGUCAUGGACAAGUCCACUGACGUCGUCCGCGCCAUCUCCCGUCUAUCCACUUUCUACAAGCACGAGUCCUGCGGCCAAUGCACCCCCUGCCGUGAGGGAAGCAAGUGGACCCUGCAGAUGAUGCAGCGCCUCGAGAAGGGCCAGGCUCGCGAGCGCGAAAUCGAUAUGCUCCAGGAACUCACCAAGCAGGUUGAAGGCCACACUAUCUGUGCCCUUGGUGAGGCCUUUGCUUGGCCCAUCCAGGGUCUGAUUCGUCACUUCCGUCCGGAACUGGAAGCUCGUAUCAAGGAAUACUCAGAAGGGCUGGGCGGUCAGCAGCCACUUGCUGGUGGUUGGCACCCGAACAGCCGGGCAGAGGGCAAGCUGAUUUCUCCUGGCAUGUAAAGUAUUUUAUUCUCUUAAUCAUCAAAAGAGUUGACUCAUAGAAAUCUGUCCCCAAGUUCCUUUGGCUUUCUAGGAGGGGUGAUUAUCUCUCUUUUUUUUUUAUGUUUCCCGUUCGCGCGCGUUGCUUGCUUGUCUAGGGUUUUGACCAUGUACAUUUUCGAUCGAAUCCG